Messenger RNA from Venustampulla echinocandica, 1386 nucleotides. RefSeq lists its product as uncharacterized. The record is from RefSeq and is a predicted model, not a curated record. Gene Ontology annotation, biological process: regulation of DNA-templated transcription. The transcript has 4 exons. The coding region runs from base 1 to 1386 and encodes 461 amino acids. Gene Ontology annotation, molecular function: zinc ion binding; DNA-binding transcription factor activity, RNA polymerase II-specific. Lineage: Eukaryota; Fungi; Ascomycota; Leotiomycetes; Helotiales; Pleuroascaceae.
AUGCCUGGUGUUCCUUCUAGUCGUGGUUGCGAUGCAUGUCGUAAACAGAAAAAAAAGUGCUCUCCGACAGAUUCGACCCCUCCAUGCUCUAGAUGCCGUCGACUAGGUAUCACCUGCGUUGGAUUCGGCCAGCAAAGAUUCAAAUUCAAGAACGAGGGCCAACGGCUCGUUCUCGCCAACAGACCUUCCGCCACUCCUUUCAAGAACGAUGGUUGCAACCUCAACGGGCUUGCUAUCACGGCAGCACCAGCUUAUGGACUAGCAAAUAGUCUUACAAGGCUAACUUCAGCCUUCGUCUCCACUGUUAACCCAUCUACAGAUCUCAGCAUUCAACUGCCAUGGAACUUUGGAUAUUAUCUACUUGACAUUCCACGCCGCUUGGGCACAAAUCAAGCUCUUGAUGCUGCUUCGGAAGCUCUAGUGGCUGCUUACAGGUGCUUUCUUGCCGGUCGAGGUGUAGCUCCUAAUGUCCUAAUCAAGCACUCCAAAGCUUUGGUUGCUCUACGACAGUGUCUAGACGACCCUGUCAAGGCUUACUCCUCGGAAACUCUAUGCUCGAUUAUGGUAUUGAUGAUUGUUCAGCUAUUAUCUGCUCCGGAUAUUCACAUCACGAUAAGCCAUUCUGUGGGUGCAGCCCAAAUUUUGAAAUGCCGAGGUCAUACUGGUCCUAAAGAUAAAUUUGAGAAUGGCUUGCUACACGCGCUCAGGUCUACAGUGGUAGUUGAAGCUAUCAACAACCCCCGGAUCACGAUGUCGAAACAGCAAUGGAAAGAUUUCGUAUCUAGUCAGAUCGAUAGCGACACAAUUGACGGACAAAUGAUGAGAUGUUUAGCACACCUUCCUAGCCUAAUGGAGCGUGGUCGAUAUGCACUCAAGGAAUCGUUAAUGUCCGAGUCCACUAUUUUAGAGCUUCAAAGCGAAGUACUCAAACUUCGUGAGAGCUACGGGCCAAUUCUAUCGAGCUUCCGCGAACGAUGGGAGAGUAUUGAAUCAAGUAGAGGAACCCAAUAUCCCAGAAUUUUCUUAUCAGAGACGCAAAUUCAUUCCCACUAUUCACGAACUUAUUGUAUGGCCCUCGCCAUUAACAUCUUGCUUAAUUGCGUUCUUGUUGCACUAGGUGGCACCAAUCCCCAGGUCAGGCGAGAGACUCCGCAAUUUUCAGAUGAAAUUUUGAAGCUCGACGAGGUUGUCAAUAAAUAUCGGCCACUCGGCGCUAUGUACAUGAUCAUCUGUCUUCCUGCCGCAUGGAUAGGUGCUACAGAUCCCAAGACCAAAGCAGCGAUCGCAGGCUGUCUCCUCAAAUACCAGAGAGACCUUUAUGGACCGACAGCCACACCUUCCUCUGCAGAACAGGAGCUCCUUGAAAAACGAAUCACACUCAAAUAG